ACAAUGUAUGAGUAUAAGAUAGAAAUUAUUUCUCAAGUUGCCUCCCUAUAGCUAGCGGUCGCAUUAUAAAUACAGCGCCUCGGCACCACCCAGCACCCAUCCUCGCACAGCCACCAGCCAACACGCCGCUUGCAGCUCCAACUCUCUCACACUCACCUCCCUCUUCCGGUCGUACAGCUUCUCCUCUUGCUCUUGGACAACACAGCACGGUUCAACUGUUUAAGGCAGGCAGAGAUGAGGCGUUGCAGCAGUACCUCUUCGCCGCUCGCGGCUCUUGCCCUGCUCCUCCUCGUCUGCGUCUUCCACUGCGCGGCAGCGGCUCGCCUCCUGCAUGCUGUUCCUCCUCUUGUUCACCAAGAGCAUGGUGUCAAUGCAGCUGCAGAUGGUCUCGUGCUUCAGGAAGGUGCCGCGGGCAAUGACGAUGAGCUCUCAGCCUCCGAGAUGACGGGAGCAGAGGUGGAGGAGGUUUGUGAGGAGGGGAACGACGAGUGCAUGCAGCGGCGGCUGCUCCGGGACGCGCACCUCGACUACAUCUACACGCAGCACAAGGGCAAGCCUUGAGGAGGAACACUUCUUCUCAAUCGGUUGCCUUGCCGGUUGGGUUGGUUUGGAUGCUGGAAAGCUGAUAGAGGCAAUCUCAUCUAGUAAUAUGUCUACCUGCUUAAUUCUGUUACUAAUAUCCGUGGUCCAUCUAGGAGAGUACGUACGUAUACGCGUGUGUCACUGUCACCUCGCUCGCUCGUUUGUACAUCUCUAAGUCUAAUAUAUGGCUACCAUUUUCUUCAA
Molecule: messenger RNA, 786 nt
Organism: Phragmites australis (common reed)
Lineage: Eukaryota; Viridiplantae; Streptophyta; Magnoliopsida; Poales; Poaceae
Product: phytosulfokines 5-like
Exons: 3
Coding region: 235-561 (108 amino acids)
Biological process (GO): cell population proliferation
Cellular component (GO): extracellular region
Molecular function (GO): growth factor activity
Source: RefSeq, a predicted model, not a curated record